AUGGCUGCCUCUGCGGAUGCCUUGACUCGUCUUGGUACUACAUCGUCGCUGUUCCGCAGCCCCCGUUCACCUCGUGUGGCUGACAGUGCUGCGCCCGCCCGGGGGGGGGGGGGGGGGGGGGACGACGUCAUCGCACCUCAGGCUGGAACUGGUCUCCUCGGGAAGACCGCCACCCUUGACGUUUGUGCCUAUGAUCAGCACCGACAUGGCAUCUGGCGUCUUCCAGCAUGCUGGAUAUCCACCUGUAUUUUACCCCAACUGACGUACACACCCACUCUCUUUCUCUGCCACGGUGUCUCGUCGGUCCCACAUCGCUCGUCAACCACCCUCAAGGGACUCGCCGCCAAACUCGCCGCCUCGGGAUCAGGCACAACCGGAGGAGCUGCCCCUCCCUCAGCCCAAUACGGUGCACCCCAACAACAGUACGGUGCGCCUCCCCAACAACAACAAUACGGCGCGCCUCAGCAACAACAGGCUCCCGCGUAUGGUGCACCUCCGGGAAGUGGAACGCCGGCUUAUGGAUCACAGCAGAAACCGGCGGGUAAUACGUAUGCUCCUCCUCCGGGUCCGCCACCUCCAAGUGGGAAUCGACGUGAGUCAACCGGAGAAAUGGAUAGUACGGUAGGGAUCAGCAAGAGCUGAUAAAGCGAGGGAUUGAAUACAGCUACGAGUUACGGCGCUGCUCCUCCACAGGGACAAUACGGUCAGCCCCAGCAAGGACAGUACGGCCAACCUCAACAGGGUCAAUAUGGCCAGCAGCAGCAAUAUGGUCAGCCCCAGCAAGGUUAGUCCAAAAUCGUCGAGAGUUUCCCUUUGGUAAGGCAUUGUCUGGGUACUGAUUUGCCCUUUGUUUUGGUGCGGGCAGGUUACGGACAGCAGCCUCAGUACGGUCAACCCCCUCAAGGUGAGUUCCUUAUCAAACAAGUUCCGAGUUUUGAAACGAUCAAGCUAAUCUGAUUUCGAGUUGAAACAGGCUAUGGUCAGCAACCUCAGUACGGCCAACCUCACCAGCAGCAGGAGCAGCAGCAGCAGCAGCAGCAGCACCACGGGGGUGCAGCCCCAGGCGGCGGGCCGGACGCCAACGCUAUCCUUGCCACCUUGCGUCAAUGCGUCGUCGAUCAAAAGAUCACGGCCUUCUACCCUCCCGGCUCGCUCGAGCCCAUCGCUGCCAAGAUCGCCCAAUCCGGUGCCCUGCCCCGUCUAGCUAGCGAAUGGAACAUCCCCAUGGAAGUCGCGAUCGAUACGGCCAAGUUGGCGCUCUUUGACACGGUUCUGUACUGUGACGAUUCGGGAUCGAUGGCGUUCGAGGAAGGCGGAACGAGGAUCGACGAUCUCAAGGUCGUCAUCUCACGUUGUGCAUACGCGACGAGCUUGUUCGAUUUCGAUGGUAUCCAAGUCCGCUUCAUGAAGUCAGUCCUGCGUUCGUGGCAUGAUCGGUAGCAUCCGUUCUGAUUGAUACUGAUCCACACCUCGAACACACCUGACAGUUCACGCGUCGAAGGCAAUGGCAUCAACUCGGAAUCCGGCGCGAUGCAGCUGAUCGAAAACGUCAAGUUCAGCGGCCUCACUCCCCUCGGCCAAGCGUUGGACGAAAAAGUCUUGCAACCCCUCGUACUCGGACCCGCGCGGGCAGGUCGUCUCCAGAAACCCGUCGUCGUCAUCGCCGUCACCGAUGGAAUCCCUUCGGAGCCGAGGGACAACAUCACGAGGGUCAUCAUCAAUGCGAAUAGGGAGUUGGCGAGGACGAGAUAUGGACCGGAUGCGAUCUCGUAUCAGUUCGCGCAGGUUGGGAAUGAUCAGAAGGCCAGGGCGUUCUUGGAGGAAUUGGACAAGGUCAGUCGCGACUGGGCAUGAUAAACUUUCGGAAGCGUCGAGUUGCUGACUGAGAAGGGUUUGCUACCCUCAUUUGCGAAACAGCACCCCGAGAUUGGUGAUUUGAUCGAUACGACCAGCAACUACGAGAACGAAGCCGACGAUUUCGCGCGCAACAACGCCGGUGUCGAGUUGACGCCUUCGUUGUGGUGAGUCUGUUCGGCCGGCUUCAAUGAGGCUCUCUAAGGUAGUGGAACUGACUUUUAGCCUCGGUAAAUCUUACGCCCGACUCACACAGGCUCGUCAAGUUGUUGCUCGGUCCUAUUGAUUCGUCGUACGAUACCAAGGAUGAGUAA
This is a messenger RNA of Microbotryum saponariae, 2168 nucleotides long. Lineage: Eukaryota; Fungi; Basidiomycota; Microbotryomycetes; Microbotryales; Microbotryaceae. The record is from the annotation of a GenBank genome assembly.